UGGUUGACUAUUAUAAUACACCUAGUUGUGACAUAGUAAAAGUAAAAUUUUUCAACAUCGUACUGUAUAAAUUUUGUACUCCGUAUUUAAUAUGAAAAGGUUUUAAAUAAAUGUAACAAUUUAAAAGUAUUGGAGGCUUAUAAAUAGUACUGGUAUGUUUCUGGCAAUAAAAUAGUGGACGAAAAACACUCCCUCUUUUGAGUCAAUUACAAAUCUAGCUAGUUUUCUUAAUUGGUUGUUUUUCACCAUUUCACUCUUUCAUUUCUUUGGCUUCUUACCAACUUACUACAACACACUAAUCUAAAACUGCUUCCCCAAAUUUUAUUUUUCUAAUGGGAGACCCAAGAGAUGAAGAAUUCCAACACAAAGAUGGUGUCGUACCGCCUUCUAUAUACCAAAUUCCAUACGAUAGUGAAGAGUUUGAUGACGACGGCAAGCCUAGACGAACGGGAACUGUAUGGACUGCAAGUGCACAUAUUAUAACAGCAAUUAUAGGUUCUGGUGUUCUUUCCCUAGCAUGGGCAACGGCGCAACUUGGAUGGUUAGGAGGAAUUGCUACUCUUUUAAUAUUUUCUGGCAUCAUGCUUUACACCUCCAACCUUCUCGCGGAUUCUUACAGAACUCCUGAUCCCAUCACCGGAAAGAGAAAUUACUCUUACAUGGACGAGGUCCAAGCCAAUCUAGGUAGAUUCAGUUGCAUUGCUUGUGGAAUACUUCAGUACGCUAACCUAACAGGUUUCGUAGUAGGCUACACAAUUACUGCACCCAAAAGCAUGGUGGCAGUCCAAAAAUCAAAUUGCUUCCACAAAAAAGGACAUGCUGCUUCCUGCAGGUUUAGCAAUAACCCUUACAUGAUAGGUUUCGGAAUCUGCGAGAUAUUUUUGUCACAAAUUCCCAACUUUCAUGAGCUAACAUGGCUGUCAACUAUAGCUGCAAUCAUGUCUUUCGCGUACUCCUCAAUUGGUGUAGGACUUGCACUAGAGAGACUUAUCUCAGGGAAAGGUGGGAAGACUAGUUUGACAGGAGUAGAGAUAGGUGUGGGUAUAUCUGCUGCUGAGAAAACAUGGAGGAUGUUAAGAGCGAUUGGUGACAUCGCGUUUGCUUAUGGCUUCUCUCAAAUUCUUGUUGAUAUACAGGACACGUUAAAGUCACGUCCAGCAGAAAAUAAGGUGAUGAAAAAGGCGAACGCAAUAUCAAUGUUAACAACCACAGUAUUCUACAUGAUGUGUGGUUGCUUAGGCUAUGCAGCAUUUGGUAAUGAUGCACCAGGCAACAUGUUGACCGGCUUUGGCUUUUACGAGCCUUUCUGGUUGAUAGACUUGGCCAACAUCUUCAUUGUCAUUCACAUAGUUGGAGCAUAUCAGGUACUUGCUCAACCAGUCUACAAGAUGAUCGAAUCAUUCGCCAUCAAAAAAUGGCCCAACUCAUUUUUUGUCAAGGCAGAGUACCCCAUAAAAAUAGGCAGCAAAACUGUGUUAAGCUUGAAUUCUCUAAGGCUAGUUGGAAGAUCAAUAUUUGUAAUUUUUGUAACCAUAGUGUCCAUGGCAAUGCCCUUCUUCAACGAUGUCAUUGCGUUCUUAGGAGCACUCGGGUUUUGGCCAUUAGCCGUGUAUUUCCCAAUCCAAAUGCACAUUGCUCAACACAAGAUCAAACGAUGGACAUUCAAGUGGUGUAUGUUACAACUUCUCAACUUUCUUUGUUUGGUUGUUUCGUUAGCUGCAGCCGCUGCUUCGAUACAAGGGAUUAGUGAAUCUCUUCGUACAGCCAAGCUCUUUCAGUUCAAAGAAUAGUGAAAACAAUUACGAGUACAUUUUUGUAAGGCAAUGAAAAAGUUAAUGUUUUGUAUGGUCUAGUGUAAUUUGUAUCAAAAUUCGUUAUGUUGUACGCUUAGAAGCAUGCUAAGAAUAUGAUAUACAGAAAUGAGUAGUUGGAGUGUUUGUGAUAAUGUCUACUAGCUAAAUUUGUUAAAAGUCUAAAUUUGUAUGUACUCUGUAGUUUAUAACAUAAUCCUUAUUAAAAAGUGCUUGUGUAAA
Molecule: messenger RNA, 2033 nt
Organism: Chenopodium quinoa (quinoa)
Lineage: Eukaryota; Viridiplantae; Streptophyta; Magnoliopsida; Caryophyllales; Amaranthaceae
Product: amino acid permease 8-like
Exons: 7
Coding region: 333-1790 (485 amino acids)
Cellular component (GO): plasma membrane
Source: RefSeq, a predicted model, not a curated record